Molecule: messenger RNA, 1646 nt
Organism: Pseudomyrmex gracilis
Lineage: Eukaryota; Metazoa; Arthropoda; Insecta; Hymenoptera; Formicidae
Product: fatty acid synthase-like
Exons: 8
Coding region: 21-1646 (541 amino acids)
Biological process (GO): fatty acid biosynthetic process
Molecular function (GO): fatty acid synthase activity; 3-oxoacyl-[acyl-carrier-protein] synthase activity
Source: RefSeq, a predicted model, not a curated record
ACGCAUCAUCGAAAUAUUUCAUGGCAAACAAGAUUUCUUCUUGGUUAAAUGCCUCUGGACCAUCAUACGUUGUAGAUACAGCCUGCAGUUCAAGUCUUUCCGCUUUAGCUCAUGCGUACACAAGAAUGAAAAACGGAGAAUGUGAUGCGGCCAUUGUAGCUGGUGUUAAUCUGUGCUUAAAUCCCUUUGAAACGUAUCAAUUUUGUAGUCUUGGAGUAUUGUCCGCUGAUGGUUACUGCAGACCUUUUGAUGAAAAAGGCCGUGGUUACAUGCGCAGUGAUACCGUUGCUGUGCUGUUUUUGCAGAAAGCAAAAGAUGCAAGAAGAAUUUAUGCUACGUGUGUUCAUGGUAAAACAAAUUGCGAUGGUUUCAAAGAAGAAGGUAUUACAUAUCCAUCUUUUGAAAUGCAGAAAGCUUUACUAGAAGACUUUUAUGAGGAAUGCAAAAUUGCACCUUCUGAGAUAUCUUAUGUGGAAGCUCAUGGAACUGGUACUGUAGUAGGCGAUCCAGUAGAAGUUACAGCUAUUGAUCAAGUUUUCUGUAAAAACAGAAAUAGUCCUUUAUUGAUGGGCUCAAUAAAAUCAAAUCUUGGACAUGCUGAGCCUGCUAGCGGUCUCUGUCAAAUAGCAAAAAUACUGAUAGCAAUGGAAACUGGUAAAAUUCCAGCAACUCUGCACUUCAAAUCACCGCGAAAAGAUCUUACUGCUGUUCUUGAAGGUAGAAUUAAAAUUAUUACUGAACUUACACCAUUUAAUGGUGGGUAUGUGGCGGUUAAUUCUUUUGGAUUUGGUGGCGCAAACUGCCAUGUAAUAUUAAAAUCAAAUCCGAAAAAUAAGAUCAAAAAACUAGACGAUUUACCUAGACUUGUAAUUGUGUCUGGUCGUACUGAAGAAGCUGUUAAAACGAUUCUGGAUGAUGUGCAUAAUCGGCCGAUUGAUACAGAAUAUAUUGCUCUUUUACACAGCAUUUAUAAUAAAAAUAUAGAACGUCACCCAUAUAGAGGAUAUACUAUAGUUGGAUUAACAGAAGAUCAUAGGUCAAUUAAUAAGCUAGAAUGUUAUUCAAAUAUAAGUAAACAAAUUUGUUUUCUAUUUCCCGGAACAGAUGUCAUAUGGAGUAAUAUAGGCAAAGACUUAAUGAAACUACCAAUAAUUGUCAAAACAAUUCAGAAAUGUGAUGAAGCACUAAAACCAUGUGGUAUAUGUGUCACGGACAUUUUAUUAAAUAAAAACGAAAUUACUUGCAAUGACAGUAUAAAAUCAUUCGUGGCAAUCAUUAGUAUUCAGAUUGCAAUAGUAGAUCUUUUCCUACAUAUUGGAAUUGUGCCCGAUUAUGUACUUGGUCAGUCGAUUGGUGAACUGUUGUGCGGAUAUGUGGAUGAAUUUUUUACUGUUGAGGAAACAAUUUUAAUGGCGUAUUAUAUGAGUGUUGCGUUUGAUAAAAUAAAAGUAGAACAGUGUGAUUAUAUUUCUGCUGCUUCUAAUCAGUAUCCAGAAUCUACUAGAUUAAAGCUACUAGAAUAUCUGAAUCAAAUAGCACCAUAUAAAUCUAUGAAAAAUUUUAAAUAUAGUAAGAAAUGUUAUCUGCUGCAGAAUAUUAUGCACACAGUGCAGUAUAUUCGUCACUUGAAGAAAUUUUACCUAUGA